Fusarium redolens is the source of this 807-nucleotide messenger RNA. RefSeq lists its product as uncharacterized. The coding region runs from base 111 to 521 and encodes 136 amino acids. NCBI's taxonomy places the organism in Eukaryota, Fungi, Ascomycota, Sordariomycetes, Hypocreales, Nectriaceae. The transcript has 2 exons. The record is from RefSeq and is a predicted model, not a curated record.
CCGAUAGUAGCUCUGUCGUAACUGUACCUCUGACGUCCAUCGCCAUCGAUAUCUAUUGCCCUCACGAGAUAAACACCGCACAACCCGACGUCCACCACCGAAAUCGCAACAUGUCUUUCGCCUCAAGAAUCCUUUCCUCCAGCAGCCGCGCGCUCGCUACCCGAUCCUUCAGCACCUCUGCCCGACGAAUGGCCGAUUCGCCUCUUCCUGCCAGGAAACCUCUGGGAGCUUUCCGUGGAGGUCUUUUCGGCUUCCUUCUCGGUAGCUUCCUGUCCGGCAGCGCGGCCUACAGCUAUCUCCUCAAGGAGUACAAGACCGCCAACGACCUGUUGACCGAGGAUAUCUAUGUACGUAACGAAGGAGAUGAGGCAACUGAUAAGGGACAACCUCAUCUAAUUGUCCUCAUAUUUCAAUCGCUUGUCCAGGUGCUAACAUUAUUCGGCCAGACUCUCCAAGCCUCCGUCACCCGUCUGAGCAACUACGUCCAGGCUCUCGAGACCAGGACACAGGGCAAGAAAUAAACGGAAAACACGGGACAAAGAGGCAUAAUUGUUUAAAAUAGUCGGAACUGGGAGGCAGAAUGAGCUCCUUCGGCUCUCUGCUGGACGUGUUGAAAUGAGGAUGGCUCCCAUUGCAUUUCCUAUCAGUAUUUGGGUAUGAAAUUGUCAUGGCAGGCGAUUGAGGAGAUUUGUACGAUCAUGUGCUACGUUGCGAGCAUUACUGCAAGCCCAAUUCAUAAGAUAUCAUGCGGUCUGUGUAAGAGAAACAUUGAAGUCUCGGUGAAGCUGAGACAGAUAUCAAUAUAGU